This is a messenger RNA of Prunus armeniaca (apricot), 918 nucleotides long. The record is from the annotation of a GenBank genome assembly. Lineage: Eukaryota; Viridiplantae; Streptophyta; Magnoliopsida; Rosales; Rosaceae.
AUGGAGGUGGCAAAGGUGAUUAGAAAUUCAUCAGAUCAGAAGGUUAAGGAUGAUGAUGAGGAAAUGAUGCUUCCAGGGUUUAGAUUUCAUCCAACUGAUGAGGAACUUGUUGGGUUUUAUUUAAAGAAGAAGGUGGAGAAGAAACCCAUUAGCAUGGAGCUCAUCAAACAGAUUGACAUCUACAAAUAUGAUCCUUGGGAUCUUCCAAAAGUAAGCACUGUGGGGGAGAAAGAGUGCUACUUCUUUUGCAGAAGAGGGAGAAAAUACAGGAACAGCAUAAGGCCUAACAGAGUGACGGGUUCCGGAUUUUGGAAAGCCACUGGCAUUGACAAGCCCAUAUAUUCAGUGAAAGAGCCCCUCGAGUGCAUUGGCCUCAAGAAAUCAUUAGUCUACUACCGUGGGAGUGCUGGCAAAGGCACCAAAACUGAUUGGAUGAUGAAUGAGUUUCGCCUUCCACCUCACGGCCAUGGCAAAACUACCAACUUCCUCAAUGCUAAGGACAUUACACAAGAAGCUGAAGUUUGGACACUCUGCAGAAUUUUCAAACGAAUCCCAUCUUACAAAAAGUACACACCAGAUAAUUGGAAAGAAGGCAACACGAAACAAAACCCUACUGAUUCAAGUUCUAAAACAUGCAGUUUCGAAUCUGAGAACUACUGCGGCGAGCCACACGUGAGCCCUCAAGACUCGGUCGUCAUGCAACGCAUUGAAAGAUCAUCAUCAAAACCAGUUCGUGUGGACGAACAAGUUGAUGAAACAAAUCAGUGGUUUAAAUUUGUAGGGGAGACUCCAUAUGCAACAUCUUAUUCAAGCUUGAGGGAUAUUCCAAGCGACAACGAUUUCUUUAUAAAUGGAAACUGGGAUGAGCUGAGACCAGUGGUGCAGCUGGCUGCUGAUCCAUCUUUCCCAAGUUUAUGA